AUAUUUGAGUCUGUCAGCUAACCGAUUUCAUUUGCAUUUGUUUUCGUACUGGGAUUCCCCAAAAAUCUAAGCGUACCGAAUAUACUUCAACUGAAAUGUCGCUGAAUCCGCAGUACGAGGAAAUUGGAAAGGGGUUUGUCCAGCAGUACUACGCCAUAUUCGAUGACCCGGUGAAUCGGGAGAACGUGGUUCAUUUCUAUAGCGCUACCGACUCUUUCAUGACCUUUGAAGGCCGCCAAAUACAGGGAGCACCCAAGAUUUUGGAAAAAGUUCAGAGCCUGAGCUUUCAGAAGAUUAGCAUAGUGAUAACCACAGUGGAUUCGCAGCCAACUUUCGAUGGCGGAGUUCUGAUCUCCGUCCUUGGAAGACUAAAAUGCGAUGACGAUCCCCCACAUUCCUUCUCGCAGAUCUUUUUGCUGAAGCCGAACGGAGGAUCCUUCCUUGUGGCCCACGACAUCUUCCGUCUCAACAUCCACAACUCUGCCUAGGAGUACUCCACACCCCUACCUAUGGUAUGAACACAAAAUCGACAUCCAAAGAUGCCCAGCGCCUAAUGAUAACAACAACGCGACAGUGGAACUCAGAAAAAAAUAUAGCAAAGCCAGCCAGUGGUCUGACGAUCAUCAGUAACAAGAAAAAAAAAACUAUAAAAAAAAAAUUGGGAUUAUUUUGAAAACCA
Molecule: messenger RNA, 679 nt
Organism: Drosophila simulans
Lineage: Eukaryota; Metazoa; Arthropoda; Insecta; Diptera; Drosophilidae
Gene: Ntf-2r
Product: probable nuclear transport factor 2
Exons: 1
Coding region: 96-488 (130 amino acids)
Biological process (GO): protein import into nucleus
Cellular component (GO): nuclear pore central transport channel
Source: RefSeq, a predicted model, not a curated record